Erinaceus europaeus (western European hedgehog) is the source of this 1069-nucleotide messenger RNA. It is a transcript of the gene RRAGC, whose product is annotated as Ras related GTP binding C. Gene Ontology annotation, molecular function: GTP binding; GTPase activity. The coding region runs from base 132 to 1034 and encodes 300 amino acids. Gene Ontology annotation, biological process: cellular response to starvation; regulation of autophagy; positive regulation of TOR signaling. Gene Ontology annotation, cellular component: Gtr1-Gtr2 GTPase complex; lysosome; nucleus. The record is from RefSeq and is a predicted model, not a curated record. NCBI's taxonomy places the organism in Eukaryota, Metazoa, Chordata, Mammalia, Eulipotyphla, Erinaceidae. The transcript is spliced from 5 exons.
GGGCGGGCCGCACUCUGGUGGCUGCUGCCGGGGGCGGCGGCGGCGGCGCGGCGGAGUUGGGAGGCGGAGGCCUGGCUCGGCCUAGCCUGGCCUGUCAGGCUCCGGGCGGCGGCGGCGGCGGCUCCGGCACCAUGUCCCUGCAGUACGGGGCGGAGGAGGCGCCCCUCGCCGGCAGUUAUGGCGCGGCCGAUUCGUUCCCGAAGGACUUCGGCUACGGCGUGGAGGAGGAGGAAGAGGAGGCGGCGGCCGCGGGCGGCGGGGUUGGGGCGGGGGCCGGCGGAGGCUGUGGCCCGGUGGGCGCUGACAGCUCCAAGCCGAGGAUUCUGCUCAUGGGGCUCCGGCGCAGCGGCAAGUCCUCCAUCCAGAAGGUGGUGUUUCACAAAAUGUCACCCAAUGAGACUCUCUUUUUGGAAAGUACCAACAAGAUUUAUAAAGAUGACAUUUCCAAUAGUUCAUUUGUGAAUUUCCAAAUAUGGGAUUUUCCUGGGCAAAUGGACUUUUUUGACCCAACAUUUGACUACGAGAUGAUCUUCAGGGGAACAGGAGCAUUGAUUUAUGUCAUUGAUGCACAGGAUGACUACAUGGAGGCUUUAACAAGACUUCACAUUACUGUUUCUAAAGCCUACAAAGUUAACCCAGACAUGAAUUUUGAGGUUUUUAUUCACAAAGUUGAUGGUCUAUCUGAUGAUCACAAAAUAGAAACACAGAGGGACAUUCAUCAAAGGGCCAAUGAUGACCUUGCAGAUGCUGGGCUAGAAAAACUCCACCUUAGCUUUUAUUUGACUAGUAUCUAUGACCACUCAAUAUUUGAAGCCUUUAGUAAGGUGGUACAGAAACUCAUUCCACAACUGCCGACCUUGGAAAACCUCUUAAAUAUCUUUAUAUCUAAUUCAGGUAUUGAAAAAGCAUUUCUCUUUGAUGUUGUCAGCAAGAUCUACAUUGCAACAGACAGUUCUCCUGUGGAUAUGCAAUCUUAUGAGCUUUGCUGUGACAUGAUUGAUGUUGUAAUUGAUGUGUCUUGUAUAUAUGGGUAAGUUUUUCCUAUGUUUUUUUUCUUCCGGAAUAUUUU